Aureobasidium melanogenum CBS 110374 is the source of this 2136-nucleotide messenger RNA. RefSeq lists its product as uncharacterized. The transcript is spliced from 2 exons. The coding region runs from base 1 to 2136 and encodes 711 amino acids. The record is from RefSeq and is a predicted model, not a curated record. NCBI's taxonomy places the organism in Eukaryota, Fungi, Ascomycota, Dothideomycetes, Dothideales, Saccotheciaceae.
AUGUCAGAGUCAACGACAGGUACCGGGGUCGUCUACCGGGACCUGCACCCCAUCAAUCACCCUGUAGUGCAAGAAGAGAUCCGCGAAACGUCCGCGACAACAGCGCCGACCACAAAACCGUCUACGACUACGUCCGCACCCGCAGCGUCCGAGGCCACCGUCACCGAUGCCGCCCAGAACUUGACCGAAGAGCCCACGGCCAGUCACGCCCUUGCCCAAGCUGAAGUCGACGAGAAGGGUGUUGCACAACUCGACCAUGGUGGAGACGUCAAGGACCUGGGUUGGAACGAACCUCCCUCCAAGAUCCCUGCGCCUUUGGUCGGUGGUAUGGACAAUGAGGAGCUCUGGGUCUUAGUCCGUCGCUUCAACAAGCAAAUGUACCACGUCAAGGAAUAUCCCUAUCCCGUGCCUGGUAACCUCGACCUCAACAUCGCCGACGAAGAUGAGUUCUCGCCUGAUAAGCUACGUGCCACCAUUGAGCGCCUGUACAUGACGGUCGGUCUGGGCAUGAUGGGCUUCGUCAAGCAGAUCGGCCGUCUGAGAUCAUGGCGUGAACGCAACCGCACCGCCUACUUCUGCGCCGCAUACUUUGUCGCCUGGCUACUCGACAUGCUUGUCCCACUGUUCUCCAUUACCCUCGUCGUUUUGAUCGUCUACCCGCCCUCACGCGACGUCAUGUUUCCUCCCGCCCCACUCGCUCUGGUUGAUGCAAGUACCGGUGGAGUUCAAAAGCCAAAGGCCGGCGUGCUAGGCAGCACAGAUACAGCAACAGGAGCCCCAGAACACUACAAGGGUGAGGCUGCCGAAGCAGAGGCCAGCAACUUUGUCAACAGCAUCGCUUCGGUCGCUCUUGCGAGUGCCAGCGGUAAACACCCACAGACAGAACCUCCACCAGGACAAGCAGGCGUCGCGGACAGCAUCCCUGAUCCUACUUCGGUUGCCAUUGGUGCCAGUUCUGCAAAGACCUCGGCCGAAGGAAAAGGAGUUGCGCCAUCACACGACAAGACCAAGGUGCCCAUGGAGACUGCCAUGUGGAGCAAGAUGAGGCCCGUCAUGCAUGGUCUUGCCGAUGUGGCCGACACGUGGGAGCGUUUUGCCAAUGCCCUUUCUCCUACACCACCUUUUCCCCGAGAUCUCUACCGUCUGCGCCUGGCUGCUGUUGUCGUGCCCCUUGUCGCUGUCUCUCUUUUCACAUCGGCCUACAUGUUCACCAAGGGCGUGACUUUCGGCAUUGGCUUUGGUUUCUUUGGCGAUCCGGUUAUUCAGCCUGGUUUGCGCUGGCUUAACCGCACCUUCCCUCACUGGCAGAAGUUGCUCGAGAUCCGUAACACCUUGCUCAAGGGUGUUCCCACCAAUGCUCAGCUUACUAUCACUCUUCUCCGCAUCGGCGAAGCCAACAAAGCUCCUCUCCCACCUCCACCUCACAACAAGGAACCCACACCAGAGGAGCCAGCUGAGAUCACAGACGAGCACCUGCGCGCGGCUGGUUCCGACUGGCCUCUUAAUGCGACCCAGGAAGAACUCGACGAAGCCAUGGCUCACGACCCUACCACUGCUCACGAGACCUCCGGUGCCGAUAUCGAUCACAGCAAGGAUAGCAAGCAUGGCAAAAAGGGCCACAAACUACUGGCGUUCUUCAAGGGCACUGUCAAAGGUACUGUUGAGACCGCACUUGGUGCUGACAAGCUCAAGGCAAAGGCAGGAAGCGAGCCUUCCAAGCAACGUCUCGGUGCUGUGCCGAAGACGAAGGACUACAGCGUUGAUGGUCCAGUCGAUUUUGCUUGCCGAUACCACGGAAAGAAGGGUCACACCGUCAUCUCAACCAGAACUACCAUUCCUUCUGUGUCUUUUACACUGGACAAGAAGGUUGCUGAGAUGGGAUCGCUUGGGCGCGAGGAAGAAUUGCAUCCCAUCUGGACCAUUCCUAUCGCUGACAUCAAAGAAUUGAAGAAGGUCGGCGGCCUCGGAUGGAAGGCCAAGUUGGUUGUAGGCUGGGCGCUCGACCGUGAAGUUGCUGAUGGUAUGGAGAUUGUGAGCAAGACUGGCGAAGCUUUCACCGUCACUGCGAUGCCUUUGAGAGACGAGCUGUUUAACAGACUGGUCGCAAUGGGCGGCCAAAAGUGGGAAGCUUGGUGA